GAGCGCCGGAAUGGCGAACACCCUGAGAACUCUCGACCCAAAGUUGGCGGCUCUGGCCAAGAGCGAGUGCAACGAGGAGCAGGCGCAGCGAGCGGAGAUUAUCGCCACCAUUCAGACAUGGAUCACCAAGUCGCCGCACCUCAAGGCGCCCACGGAUGAGCAGCUAAUCCUGGCCUUUCUGCGGCGUUGCCGUUUCAGCCAGGAGGAGACCAAAAGGCGAUUCGACAACUACUACUCCCUGCGCAGCGUGUUCCCGGAGGUUCUGGGAUCCCGACAGGUGGACGAUGCUCUGCUCACCCAGCUGCAACGAGGAAUCCAUGUGAUACCCAUGCGACCUGUGAGUCCCGAGGGGCCAAGGGUUAUCAUCUCGCAGUUCCGAAACAUCGAUCCCAAGAAAUCGAAUCCCCGCGACGCCUUCAAACUGGUCUUCAUUAUGUUGGAACUACUGGCUAUGGAGUGCGAUAAUGCCUCGAUUUCCGGCUUGGUCUGGGUUGUGGAUGCCAGAGAUGUUACCAUGGAGCAAAUGAUGCACUACGAUCCCUUCCUGCUGAAGAAGGCUUUUGCGCUGGUGGACCAAUGUAUACCACUGCGAUUUGUCGAGAUUCAUAUGAUCAAUAUGCGUAAGGAGGGGCAAACCAUUUUCAAUUUUGUAACGAAGUUUUUGCCCUCCAAACUGCCCUUCAAGUUCGUGGUCCACAAAAAGUCGGAGGAUCUGUACCAGCACCUGCCCAGAGAUGCGAUGACCAUAGAGUAUGGGGGCACCAAUGGCUAUCAUGCAGAGGCAGUGGAUCAUUGGCGCCAGAAGCUACUGGACAGCAAGGAUUACCUGGCCAAGGAUGCCCAGUAUGGAACCAAUGAGAAACUGCGCGUCGGAUUGGCCAAUGCCUGGGCCAAUGGAGAACUGGACGUGAUGAGCGGUUCCUUCCGCAAACUGGAAGUGGAUUAAGUUAAAAGACUCUAUUCGCUGUUUUGAAUUACCAUUUAAUUAAGUGCUUAUGCUAUACAUAUAAUUUAAGGCCUAUUCGGGUCACUGGGUAUCUCGUGUAUCCUCUUAAAAAUAGCUUUACAAUUGCCUAAGGUGCUGAUACUUAAGUGCUAAGUGCUGCAUUUCCGUUUGAAGUUCACGUGCAGAGAAGUGGGUGCAGUUGCUCCGGCUGAGGGCGGCGACUGGGAAUCUGGAGCGGAGGUCGUGGCCUUAUUUUGUAUGGGAAUCGUGGUGCUCUUAUUGAUGCUCUGAACAAUGAGGUUUAGACAGUCCAAACUGGAGCCAUUGGCAUUGCCUUCAAAGUCUAUGCAAAAUAUAUUUAAUAUAAAUAUUUCAAAUACUUAAUUACUUUUUUACCUGUAAACUGACCAUAUUUCUCCAUGUGCUUGUUGUAAAAACUAAGUUUAUCCUCUAGAUAAGCGCCAGCAUAGGAGCUCUGCAAAGGAAAACAUAAAUAAAUAAAUGAAAAUGGAAAAAUC
Drosophila sechellia is the source of this 1464-nucleotide messenger RNA. RefSeq names its product alpha-tocopherol transfer protein-like. Gene Ontology annotation, molecular function: phosphatidylinositol bisphosphate binding. Gene Ontology annotation, cellular component: membrane. The transcript has 3 exons. Bases 11 to 946 code for a protein of 311 amino acids. The record is from RefSeq and is a predicted model, not a curated record. Lineage: Eukaryota; Metazoa; Arthropoda; Insecta; Diptera; Drosophilidae.